This is a messenger RNA of Polistes dominula (European paper wasp), 1262 nucleotides long. Its product is annotated as Spaetzle domain-containing protein. The record is from RefSeq and is a predicted model, not a curated record. Gene Ontology annotation, cellular component: extracellular region. Lineage: Eukaryota; Metazoa; Arthropoda; Insecta; Hymenoptera; Vespidae. Gene Ontology annotation, molecular function: Toll binding; growth factor activity. Gene Ontology annotation, biological process: central nervous system formation; innate immune response.
AACCAAACAGAGUUUUAAGAAAAAUAGACAAAAAUAUAUUAUACAGGUGAAGGAUAAAAGAAGGAAAAAGAAAGAAACCAAUUUUGAAAGAGUAGGAGAAGAAUCACCUGAAAGAAGUUACAAGGAAACAAAUUAAGGAAGUGAUUUGUUCUAUCGAUAAAAACAUUCAAUUGAAUCAAGAAAAUGACAAAACAAGAUACUUUAAGCCGUAUUUUCUUGAAUACCUGCCUUAUAUUAUUGUUUUUUAAAAAUGUUCGUACUUAUCCGCAAGUAAAAGUUGAUAAAUCGAUGCAAAAUGGAAAUCAGACAAUUGCUAGAUUUAAUAGAGAAAAUCAAUUAUCAAUCUCUGAAAGUAACUUCACACAUGGACCUAAUACAAAUUCAAGGGCUCGAUUAUUUCAAAAUGAUAAUCCAGAAUUACUUAAUCAAGCUAAUAGACAUGAUCGUAUAGACGGUAAAUUUGUUUUUCCAACGGACAAUAGACCAUAUACCGAUUCAUUAUCAUCAAUAUCGUCACGAAUAUUGGCACCAGUUUGUCAUGGAUCAACUUAUUGCGAAAGAGUAUAUGAUUAUCCCGAAGAAACAAUAAAUAAUGCUAUUCAACAAAAUAGUAGUAUACAAUUUUUUGCGACAACAGAUGUGCUACCCGAUAUUACAAAGAGAAUUGGUGUAGGUAAUACACCUCUUUGUGCAUCUAAUGAAAAAAUAAUUUAUCCAAGAUCAGCAGAAAGUAAGACCAAGGAAUGGUUUGUAAUUGUAAAUCAAGAUAAUUUUAAACAAGGAGUACGAAUCGAAACAUGCGGUAGUAGUAACGAGAAUAGCAUGUGCAAUAUAAAAGGAAUGUCACUUGCCGAAGGUUACAAAUCAACAUGCAAACAAAAAUUCAUUUAUCGUCAAAUGGCUGCCAUUUCGAAAGAUGGUAAAAUUUUUCCAGAAAUGUUUCGUUUCCCAUCGAGUUGUUGUUGUCACGUUAAAUUUACUGUAGACCCAGUUGGUAGAUUGGGAAUUCGUAGUAAAGCAUUGACAAGUAAAUCAUUACUUUGAUUUAUUAAAUUUAUAUUGCGAAAUAUUUUAGUUUCGAUAAAUAAUGCUACAUAUAUUUUUAAAUAAUUAUUAUCAUUUUUACUAAGUAAAUCAAACAAAUAUUGAAACAUAGGCCCUAAUAUAUUAACUCAAUGUCGCCCGCAACAAAAUAUUUGGAUAUCAGACAAAUUUUCACAAUCUAUUGAAUUAUGAUCUUAUUAUAAUAAAUAAAAAUAAGA